Messenger RNA from Gallus gallus (chicken), 4625 nucleotides. It is a transcript of the gene ARHGAP36, whose product is annotated as Rho GTPase activating protein 36. NCBI's taxonomy places the organism in Eukaryota, Metazoa, Chordata, Aves, Galliformes, Phasianidae. Bases 1092 to 2477 code for a protein of 461 amino acids. Gene Ontology annotation, biological process: signal transduction. The transcript has 11 exons. The record is from RefSeq and is a predicted model, not a curated record.
GGGUGAGGGAAGGGAUUGCCCUGGUGGAUCACACCAUGGGAGGUGCAGUGGAAUUACCAGGUCACAGCCUGAACCAAUAGUUGAGCACUAGGUGAGAAGGCAUGGCUAACCCAGGAAGCUCAGGUGCAGGCAAUGCACCUGAGUAAUGAAGAGGAGCCUACCCCCCUGCCCCCCCCACUCUCAUUUAAGGGUUAGCAGCCAAGGCAGCAGUAUCUUUUUGGGUAGAGGUUGCUCUCCUUUUAAACUGCUACGAGUUGCUGGAAGAUUGGAAGAGGUAAGCAAAAUUUGUUUUGUUUUGUUUUUCCUGUUGUUGCUCCAUAGGGUUUGUAUCCUACUGGAAGGCACUGUUAUCACCUUCUUUUGCCAUACAGGAGGAGAGAGGAAGCAGAGGUCUGACUGUAGCCCCAGUGUUCCCACACUCUAUGGCCACCACAAACCAUACUGAGAUCAUCAGGGCUGUUCUCAGGAAAUCACCAGUUCUCAGUUACUCAUCCCAUGCAUCCAGUACACAGAUCUGGGUGAAUGGGAGGAAUUAUGUGCACAUGCACAGUGUCCUGUAAAGACUUGUGCAAGGCUAGUGUCUCAUCCCAAACCCUUUCCACUCUGACACUGAGGUUUUGCUUCUGCUGAGCUGCAAUCAGGUCUGGCUGGGAGUAGUGCUCUUCAAAUUUCUAUGAAGCUGACUGCUGGCACCUGUUAGCUUUAUGCCAGAAGGUUUGGGUCUCCUAACUUGGUGAGGUUUGUUGGAGGGCAGGGGUGACACAAGAGGAAGGUUCCUGGGGGAAGCUGGCAAAUGCUGAGGCUUCCAGGAGAUUUUUGUCAGGUGUUACUUAUUAGAGAGAGAGGGAGGAUGAAGUAAGUCUGAGUCUGAACAAAGCCGGAGUUUAUCUCAGCGUAGUAGCAAGUAUUUGCAGCUGAAGGUCUGUGGGUGCAGCUGGAGGAUGUGAUGAGGUGAAAGAAGAGCCCCUAGCUUUGUGUGUUUGUUUUCUGAGCAGCUCUUAUGUGGGAGGGAGGGGAAAAGAGCCUUGUGAGAUAAGGUGCUAGACUAAAGGACCUUUAUCUCAGCUCUUCUGCCAGAACGAAGCACUAAAAUGCAACCUGUGUCCCUGCACAGCCUUUCGGAGCUGGAAAGAGCCAGUUUGCGAGAGCUAGCCCUCUACCAGCUGCAAAAAAAGCUGCUUGUUGGAGAUCUCAGCCUGGCUAAAGUUGGACCUAAAGGCAGUAAGUCUAUCCGCCAGAAGCUGGAGAGCUUUUCAAAAGAGAAGAAAGACUGCUCUCCUCAGACUUUUGGGAUCCCGCUAUGCCAAGUCAUUGCCAAUGACCGUGCAAACAGACAACUGCAAGAAACAGUGAAGAGCAGCCGCCGGCUGUGUGUGGAGGUGGAAGAAACAGUGACAAACUUUCGUGCUCAGAUGCAGAAGAGAUCCCCGCUGGGCAGGGGCUGUUUGGUACCUUAUGAAGUGUUCCAUGAAGAGCCUCUUUCCCCAGACUUUCCUGACCAUAACUCUUCCUGGAGUCAGCGAAGGGGGGCCAUGUCUGUGGACUGCAUCACUGAAUUGAGUGGCAACAGUUCCAAGCUGCUGGAGGCACUGCAGUUGUCGCAUCCCCAUGAGCUGGAUCCACGGAGGAACCUGGGCAAGAAAAAGAUGUUAAGCCUCAACCCCAUCACCUGGCAGGUCCCACGGAUUGUGGACAGGUGUUGCAAACACAUUGAAACAUAUGGUCUCCAAACGGUGGGCAUCUUCCGGGUUGGGAGCUCCAAGAAAAGAGUUCAGCAGCUGAGAGAAGAGUUCGACCACGGACUGGAUGUUUUCUUGGACGAGCAUCAAAGUGUUCAUGAUGUCGCUGCUCUGCUCAAAGAGUUUCUUCGUGACAUGCCAGAUUCACUGAUUCCCAGUGAGCUCUACACAGCCUUCCUCAGCACAGCCUCCAUGGAGGGCCCACCGCAGCUGGCUGUGCUGCAGCUGCUGCUCUUCCUGCUGCCCCCCUGCCACAGUGACACACUGCACCGCCUCCUGCAGUUCCUUAGCAAGGUGGCACGGCAUGCUGAGAGCUCCUGGGGCCCCGAUGGCCAGGAGAUUCCUGGGAAUAAAAUGACAGUUUCAAACUUGGCCACUAUCUUUGGUCCCAACAUCCUUCAGAAAGAGAAGUCUGGAGAAAAAGAUGCUGUAGCCAUGAACUUUGAAGACAGCACAGCUAUCAUACUGGUGGUCCAAAGGCUGAUUGAGCACUAUCAGACCCUGUUCAUGGUCUCUCCAGAAAUGCAGCAUGACAUCCUCAGGAGAUUGUUUCAGACAGACCCCGAUGUCAUUGACUACCUCUUGCGCAGGAAAUUCAAUUCUGUGCUCAGCACAGAAAGUGAGGAUUCAACAGAGGAGCAUACUCCAAUCCCAAAGCCUGAUCAGACCCUGGAAAGUAACUCGCUCUCAGAGUUGUACAGCAACAUCUCAUUCCUGAACUUGAAUGUUGGCAUGUAGCCAGCCCUCAGCACUGCCUUCCAUGGACAAACUGGGCAACGUUUCCACUACAAAAAUACGUUCUCUAUCCUGCUUUGAAGGAGUGGAGAAUGGAAGGGUGCAUGAAUGUAUGUGGAAGUAUCUUUGCUAACUGUAGGCAUGAAAGUGGUUCUGGUGUAGUCAGAUCUGCAGCAGAACGGAUUUUCAGUUACAGCUUUGUUGCCCGUCAGCUCACAGGCACAGGGCUGGGAGAGAAGCAGCUUGAGCUGAGGCCCACUGGGCAUGACUGGCCUGAAACACAAGUGAAUGGAGACUGCUAGAAGGGCAGUAAGGAUGGAAAAAUGCAGUUCAACUCCAUGCAAUCUGUACUUUGGUAUCCCACUCGCCAUGCGUUGUCCCAUCACUGCUUUGAGCAGAAAGAGAUCUUGGUGCUGAAGAAAUGACUGUAACCCAACAGCACUGUUAUUGCAAAGAUCCAUGGCAUGCCAUGUUCAGAAGGAAUCAUGGAUAUAUGUAUAUUUUUUACUUUUGAAUUCAGGUUUCCAACUGCUAAUUUUAUAGAUAGAAAACAUAGUAUUGACCACAAAAUAUAUAGGUAGUGUAGUACAAGGGAAAAGUAUGCUCUGAGAAUUGUGAACAUCUUUAUUCCUUGAAAUAUAUUCAGUAAGUAGACUGUCUAAUGUAUUAUAUAAUGUAUUGCAGAGAUUGAGUGACUUCUCAUGAUCUUUGGCUGAUAAAUGUCUGGUUUGUUUUUUUCCUACAGCUGAGGCAUUGGAAGGCACUGCACGUUACAUGCAAAUGUAUGUUUUUAGCUGAUGGGAUAGAAUGAAGGUUAUCAGCAAAUAUUUUCUGCAGUUUUCUUUCCAUUUACUCUUCUAGACUUGGCCUGGAGGCCCCUUGAACAGGGUGAACAGGGAGUAGUGGCCGAGGCAGAAUUUGAGUCUGCAGGGAAGAGCGAUGUAAAUUCAGAUCUAGAGGACGUGUUUGUUUUCUAGUCGCUAGAUCAGAAGGCAAGGCUGAAGUAAAGGAGCAUAGGAUGGGGGGUGACUUUAGAUUUGCAAGUUUUUUUUAAUGAAUUUGUCUUAUCCAACUGUUCUGUCUUGUCUCCAGGUGAAGGCUUAUGCUCUGGAAGUGAUACAGCUUUGGGUAUUGGAAGCAUUUCAGAGGUUUAAUUGUGUCAUGCUGUGACAUGACUAAAACAUUCACCUUCUGUGCUCCUGGCAGGUCCUGACCUCUUCUGAAGACUGUUUUCCAGAUGUGGUACAAAGAUGGUGUAUGUGGAGAGGAAGGUCACAGAAAAGGAGACAACAAUGCUGUAAAUUGUGCAUAGAGCACUUUUUUGUCUUUCAGCUGUUUUUUGAGGUCUUGGCCUGAAAUGUCAAUUAUCAUGUUCACAGUUGAGGCUUUGCUUCCAAGAAAAUGCAGAGUGCCAAGAAGAGGGCAUGCACAUAGGAAGUUGAGAUGCGGUGGGAAAAUAGAGUAUUGACGUUGAGGACUAGGACAGACGGGUAGGGAAGGAAGAUGGGUAAAGCUGGAGUGCUGCAGGAUGGGAAGGAGGCAGGAUAUGAGAUAUGCUGACAUUUUUUGGUGCUGGGGAAAGAGGGAUCUGGUGUCACAACUCCUCUCUUCUGGAUCCCCUGAAAUCAACUGCAAAUCUAUUACUUAUUCUGGAGAUAGAGAUCAUAAGAUACACAAUGACACUUAUUUUCUUUGAACUGUGGUGAAAUUGAGUAGAUUUUUAACUCGGGGCACAGGUUGCCUGGCUCCUUUUGCUACUUGCUCUAUAGGUCUCCACUGACCUGACACUUUAUGUUACAUUUAGGCAGCACUGAGUUUUUCCUGUGUGACCGAAACUUCUGGUUAGUAAUUAAUUUUAUUUUACCUGUCUGAGUUCAUAUAAGAUUUAAAACUCCUCCAAAUGCAGUCUUUGCAGGGAACUGAUUAAAAUUUAUUUGUACAGAAGCUCCCAUCCCAUCAGAAGCAUUCCCUUUCACUGUGAGCUCCUCAUCAGCACUGCCAUUCACUGAUGUAUGGAAAUAGUUUUGUUUGUUUGCUUGUUCCUGUGGAUUAAAUGCGUCUUACACUGCCAUGUUGGGUAGCUGAUGUAUUUAACACCCCUUCCUCUCUACAAAAAUGGAUGAAAAAUAAAAGAAUACUUUUGAAAAGGAA